UACAUGCGCACAUGAGAAAGCGACAGCGGAUUACAACCUCCAGCGGCCGCGCGCACAUCUGUCUGGAUGUUUACGUAAUAUAUACGGUCUCUCUAUGAGCUUCGGGUCAAAGAGACGCCUUCCGUUUUGAUUUACAGAGCAUCUGCUAUUUUUGUAGCAGUACAACCAUGUCACCGUGCGUAAAUACGCGCAAGGUUUCCGCGCCGUCUCUUUAACCUGAAAACGAUUGGACUCUGUCACCUCAGUACGCAAUAACACCGUUUUUCAUCGUUAGGGAUUGCGUGGACACCACUGGUCACUCCACUGGGCAUGUAAACGCGUCUAGCACGUCUCUGCGCACUCGACCUUUUUACGAUGUACGGCGAGGAUGCGCUGGCGUUAACGGCACCGUUAUGGUCGCCUGGUCCCCUGAAGAUGCUCUGGAUGUAGAAGUAUAGCCAUGACUGCAUGUGUGAGAGAGGGUGCUUGAGUGUGUGACUGACCAGGAUGGGAAAAGAACAGGAACUCUUGCAGGCGGUGAAGACGGAGGAUCUGAUUACCGUCCAGCGGCUCCUCCAGAGACCCAAACAGGGCAAAGCGAAGCUCCUGGGUGCUGCUAAGAAAGUGAAUGUGAAUUUCCAGGACACAGACGGGUUAUCUGCCCUGCAUCAUGCUGCUCUUAAUGGAAACGUGGAGGUGAUUUCACUGUUGCUUGAGUCACAAGCCAUCGUAGACAUCAAAGACCAGAACGGGAUGCGGCCCUUACAUUACGCUGCUUGGCAGGGCAAGUGUGAGCCCAUGAAAAUGCUGCUCAAGGCGGGGUCAUCAGUCAACAGCCAAUCAGAUGAGGGACAGAUCCCUUUACAUCUCUCUUCACAGCAUGGCCAUUAUGAAGGAAGCGAGAUGCUGAUCCAACAUCAGUCGAACCCCUGCCUCAGAGACCAUGCUGGGAAAACCCCUCUAGACUUGGCCUGUGAAUUUGGACGAGUCACGCUGGUGCAGCUGCUCCUGAACAGUAACAUGUGUGCUGCUAUGUUAGAACCGAAGCCCUCUGAUCCUAAUGGCAUCAGUCCACUCCAUUUGGCGGCAAAGAAUGGACAUAUCGAGAUCAUCAAGUUACUGAUCCAGGCUGGUAUAGAUAUAAACCGACAGACGAAAUCAGGCACAGCGUUGCAUGAAGCUGCUCUCUGCGGGAAAACCGAGGCUGUGCGACUGCUGCUGGAUAGUGGUAUCAGUGCUGGGGUGAGGAACACAUUCUGUCAGACAGCGCUGGAUAUUGUUAACCAGUUCACCACUACCCAAGCCAGCAAGGAAAUCAAACAGAUGCUGAGAGAUGCAUCGGCUGCCAUGCAAGUGAGGGCUCUGAAGGAUUACUGCAACAAUUACGACCUGACAAGCCUCAAUAUUAAAGCAGGCGACAUCAUCACGGUCUUGGAGCAGCAUUCUGAUGGACGAUGGAAGGGCUGUAUCCACGACAACCGAACAGGAAAUGACCGUGUGGGUUACUUUCCGUCCAACAUGGUGGAAGUCAUCAAAAGGGCAGGCUCAAGAGGAUCCGUUUCCAGCCCUCAUGGUUCUCCAACCCUUAGCGGCCAGCAGAGUGGCGCUAAUGAGGACAUUUGGGUACUGAGGAAACCUUUAGCUGCAGGGGGAAGUGUUGGCAGUAUGGGCAGCACAGGCAGUCUGACCAGUGGACGUUCAUCUACUAGCGGACAAAGCAGUAAUGCCAACGCUCACCUCACCAACUCACCUGUGCCCGUGCCAACCACCCCCACACACUCACCCGGGGUGAACACGCUUGGCCUCAACGUCCCGGGACUGCAUGCUCAGGCCGAGGGUGUGAAGCUGUUGGCCACGGUGCUGUCCCAGUCAGCCAAAGCAAAAGAACAUCUCAUGGACCAAUCUCAGUCUUUAGAUCCUAAUUCAGUGUCUUCUCAGUGCACCCAGAGUGCAUCUGCUGUCCCACGUCAGCAAAGGAAGAAACCUUUUGUGGAUCCACUGCUGCAGAGGAAAGAUGAAGCUUCAGCUGAGAGCAAGAGCUCAGAGGCUGUUGUUGAAUGGCUCACUAGUGCACAGCUGCAGUUCUACACAACAAACUUUCUCACUGCUGGUUAUGACCUGCAGACCAUAAGCAGAAUGACACCAGAGGACCUCACUGCUAUUGGAGUGACAAAACCAGGGCACAGGAAGAAAAUGCUUUCAGAAAUCAGCAAAAUAAACAUCCCAGACUGGAUACCGCAAGAGAAACCUUCAAAUCUGGCUGAGUGGCUGUCUGCAAUUGGUCUCAAUCAAUACUACCAGACAUUGGUUCAAAAUGGCUAUGACAAUAUGGAUUUCAUUAGUGAUAUUACCCUGGAGGACCUAAAAGAGAUCGGCAUCACUAAACAAGGACACCAAAAGAAGUUGAUGUUAGCUGUCAAACGUCUGAGUGAAUCUCCAGAAGCAGACAUUGCCACCAAGGAGAGCCAGUUAGAAGAAAGCACAGAUUCAAAACAAUCAUUAGAAACCAGCACAGAACCAGAUGACAACUCUGUCCCCUCUGUUCGAACACAUAAAAGAACAGAGGGACGUUCGGAGGGGCGUAGCUCUCCCCGGCACAGCACCCAAGGGAGGGGCAUACAAAGAGCUAAUGCCCCUCCUCCUCUGAAGAAACCUAGCUCAAUUGAGAGUCCCACCCCAACACCUCCACACACCCCUACUAAAGGCAAAACUACAUCUUCUGCUUCAAAUUCUCCUUCACACAUUCCUUCCUCCCCAUUAAAAACAAAGAGCAGGGCUAGAGGGCCUUGUGACUCUCCCCGUUCGCAUGCUCAUGCUCGUACUGUCCCCUUACUUUGCCUACCACCUGAAGGAGAAACCGAAGACGGCAAUAGUCAAACUCUGCCCCAGCCAAGACGCGGAAAGUCCAUUGUUACUGAUGCUGAGCAUGACUUACCCAUGCCAGACUCCUCUGUGAAAUACGCCACACUAGGAGGACAUAGGGUUACACCCAGCAGCUCGUCCAGAGCCUCUGGUGAAACUCUUGACAUCAACAGUGUCAAUCGCAGUCAGUCAUUUGCUACAGCUCGGCCGCGCAGACGGACUCGUCCUCCAACUCCACCUAAACGUUCAUGCUCUUCCAUUUCCACUGGUAAUCUGGCUGAAGAGGCUGUAGCAGAUGAUGCAAGAUCUAGUGAUAAUAGCGCUUACAAUUUGCUACUCAAUGUGACAUACAGGGAGCGCAGACGUAGUGACUGUGGCAUUGCCUCUGAAAAAACUUCAUCUGGGGGCAGCGUAAGAGACAUUGCUGCCAUGCUUGAAAUGUCCAAUCUUGGAAGCAGUGGUAAAGGAAGUUGUUAUCUGCAGGCAAGCCAUAACCUCCUGCGGCAGAACCGUGAAGUUCUGAAUUCUGACGUAGAUAGUCGCCGCCGCACAAUCAGUGAAUUUUAUGACUCUCAUAAACAGCCUGAUGAUGAUGAACGAGAGGAAGAGAUGAACCGAGUCAUGCAGGACUCUGCACAUCAUAGACCAGCACCCCGUGAAACCCAACCAGUUAAACAGGCCCCUGAACCUCGUCCACGUUCCAUGAUCACUCAUUUGGAAUCAGAAGUUUCCUCUCUGCCACAAGAGGAGUGGUCACGAAUGGAUGCCACAGCAACUUUGAGAAGACCACGACCACCACAUCACUCAGAUGGUGAACAUUUUAACUGGUCAGACACAAAUACUAUAAAGCGAAGACCCAAAGCAUUGGCUCCACCACAGAGUAAUGGCACUGAUGGAAAUGGGACAGAGAACUUUCGGAGAAGGCCUGUAUCAGAAACUUGUGUUGGAGAUGGUGGUAGGGAGGAAGAACUGCAUCAUGAUGGCUUUGGCUCUCUUCCCAGACAAAUACUAAGACCCCCAGUUUCACCUAAACCAGGAAUGGGCCUUCGAAAUCCAGAUCCCCCAACUCCUACAAGGAGGGUUCCCUUACCUGGACCAGAAGGUCAACAUAGCCCAGUGGAGGUUAAGAAAGUCCCACCUCCAGUAUCUCCCAAGCCAAGUCCGCCUCCUACACUGCCCAAACCGGUAAAAAUAAAACCAAUCCAUACAAUAGGAACUCCUUGCUCUCCUCAAGCAGAUGUUCUCAGUCCAUCCAGUGCCUCCUUCACCCAAGCUCCAUCUGAGCAACUGGAGCAUCCACCACAGAUUUUGAGUCCAGUCACCCCAAAACCAAUGGAUGGGAGCAUGCUUUCCCCACGUGCAGCAACGUCUCCAGCUCAGAGCCCACAGACUCCUCAGACUCCUCAGACACCUCAAACCCCACAAACACCUUCUACACCAGGUUCAGGAUCAGCUCCAGUGAAGCCCCCGAGGUCUUCCAUGGCUGGUCUCUCAGUGGACAUCCCAAGCCCUCUGGAAGUAGAACUGCCUGGAGUGGAUGUGCAAAAGAAGCUAAGAGAAGUAGAGAAACAAAGAGAGGAAGAUGACGGCAGGAGGGAUGGAAGAGUAGAGGAAGUUGGAAUUGCAAGAAUGGAAAGGACAGGUCUGAUACAGGUGGAUCAAAUGUUUCAAGGUGAACAAAGCCUGAUUUCAGAUACAGGGGAGGGAGCAGGACCAGUGGUAAUGAGAAGGAGGAAGGUAGGUGUAGCCAGACAGACACAAGUAGAGGGUGAACCACAGGAUGGAGAAGAAAAGACAGAGGGGGAAAGCCAAGGGUUACUGAAGGUUGCUGAAACAGGAGGACCUGCAUUGGGAGACAUGGUACAACUCAGACUGGAGGAGACCAGUGCAUCCCUGGCUGCUGCUCUGGAAGUAGUGGAGGAGAAGAUUAAGAAGGAUGACAGCUCCAUUGUCGACAACAAGAGCACAGGCAACAUUCUCGAUGACAUUGGCAGCAUGUUUGAUGAUCUUGCGGAUCAGUUAGAGGCCAUGUUAGAUUAAAAGCCCAAAGGUAUACCAGAUUCCACAGGGAGUGUGACACACUUAAGCUUCUUGAAGUUUCUCAGUGAGGACAACCAGGAUGCCAUCUCACCAGGAUUGGAAAAUCAAUACGGCAAACAAAUCUUUUCCAUUCUGACAUGUUUAAAAAUCAAACUACAACUGAGCAUCUCUAUGAAAAAGUCUAAUUGUUGACUAAUGUUUUUCUCAAAUCCCUUUCAUUCUCCACCAGCCUUUCCUGUAGUGGCCAGAGUAGGUACUGCAAGUAUGUAUCCUGACCUGCUGUCAUGCUGCUUUCAGAUAUAAGCACAAAAUUAAGAGAGACUAUGUGACAAGCUUAUAUAUAUAUAUAUAUAUA
Messenger RNA from Carassius carassius (crucian carp), 5236 nucleotides. RefSeq names its product caskin-1. Gene Ontology annotation, molecular function: protein binding. Bases 487 to 4881 code for a protein of 1464 amino acids. Lineage: Eukaryota; Metazoa; Chordata; Actinopteri; Cypriniformes; Cyprinidae. The record is from RefSeq and is a predicted model, not a curated record. The transcript has 21 exons.